AUGCCCAAUCGAUCGAGUCCACCCGACCCGAAACGACGACGCCUGCGCGCAACCCGCGUAUGCGGUCGCUGUCGCCGCCUCAAGCUCCGCUGCGACCGCAACCACCCCUGCGAGGCAUCCAUAUGUCUUGUCGGCGCGCUCUCGACCCAACGCGAGGCACAAACACUCCGCCGCCUAACCGACGGUCUACUACGACACAUCACGACAUACGGCCCUCAUAAUAUGGACUACGCACACGCCGCAAUUGUGGCUUGCGGCGCGGAACUUACGGGGCCAGCAUCGAGUUCAGCGCGUGCUUGGGUCGCUGUGGGGAGUGCGCGGGCUGCGGUCCUCCUAGCUCGAAUACAUGUGGACCAGGAGGAGAGGUUGUGGGACCGCGAGCGACGGCGGCGGAUAUGGUACCAUCUGUACAUUACACAGGCGUUCACUGCCGUCCGCCUCGGACUACCGUUCGAUCCUGGCCCUCAUGUCCCACGGCCCCUCGUCCUCUCUGACGCCGCCUUAUUGGCCGCCUCGACGGCCCAAGAAGCAGCACUCUUAACGGACGUCGAGGCCGAGUGGGCGUUCCCAGACUCCAAGAUCGCAUGGGCGGAUCUCGUGCUCGCCCAAAAGGAGAUCAUGGCCCAGCCAACGACAUUAGCUGAACGCCUGGCCGAAGCGCACGGCGCCAUCGACGCGUUCUGGGUCACCCUCCCCUCCCACAUCAAGAUGGGCGCAGAAGGCCUAAUCACCCGGAUCGCGAUGCACGACGCCCUCGUAUCGCUCUACCGCCCACACUUUGCGUUACGCGACGGCGUUGAGCGUAUGGGUCUCCUCGCGGCAGGGAUUGACCCACUCGCCCGCGGUCUCGUGGCGGCACAUGCUCUCGGCGAGGCGGUGCGCGAACUCGGUCUCGUGGCAGAGGGCGAUGCGGCACUGUGGGCGUUCGGGACGAGCGCGUUCACGGCCGGCAUGGCUAUUGCUUAUGCCGAGCUCGCGGGGAGGGGGAGCGUACAUGAUGUCGAUGCGCUGGAUGGCGCACUGGAUAGUCUGAGGUUGUGUGCUGGGAGGGGAUGGAGUCGUACGAACGCGGGUGCGGUCGGCGUUCUCGAGGGUGUGCGUCGGUUGGUGCGGGCGCGAAGGGCACAGCGCGUGGCCAGGAUCCAGCAGGCGCGCGAACCCCCGUCUUAUGUGCCCGAGCAUGCUUGGACGGACGAAGUUGUGGAUCCUUAUUCGGGGUUGAGCAUGUCCACCCGGCAGGAGGAGAGCCCACCUACUCCGACCAGCGUCGCUUGGUAUCCCUCCAUGCCGGCUGAGGGCGGUUCAUUGUGGGACGAGUGGGAGGGUCUCUUCCGCGGCUUCCUGGAGGAGGGCACGUAG
Molecule: messenger RNA, 1359 nt
Organism: Cutaneotrichosporon cavernicola
Lineage: Eukaryota; Fungi; Basidiomycota; Tremellomycetes; Trichosporonales; Trichosporonaceae
Exons: 4
Coding region: 1-1359 (452 amino acids)
Biological process (GO): regulation of DNA-templated transcription
Molecular function (GO): zinc ion binding; DNA-binding transcription factor activity, RNA polymerase II-specific
Source: RefSeq, a predicted model, not a curated record